AUGGUUGUCAAAAUCUGUGUCGUUUGCGGUGAUAAAGGACGAGCUAGAAAUUUUGGUGCCUUUACGUGCGAGUCGUGUAAGUCAUUCUUUAGGAGAUAUGGACUUAAAGAACAGCAAUUGAUUUGUCCAUCAAAUGGCAAAUGCGAUAUAAAUGUAAUGACGAGACGGAUGUGCCGUAACUGUAGGCUUAAGAAGUGUUUUGCAGUCGGACUGAAAAAAGAAUUAAUACGAAGUGAUGAGGAAAACCAUUUUAGGAAAGAAUUGAUUAAAGAAAACAAAUUAAAACAUAAACUCAGCGAUGAAUCCAAUAAUUGUAUUGAUUUCUCGGUUAAUAAUUCAGAUAUCGAUUCAAUGUUUAGCGACACAACUAUUGAUGACAACUUUACCUUUAAUUUAUUAGACAACAAUUCACUCACUAUUAGUGAUAUUGAAAAGGAUCUGAACGGAUUCAACAAUAUCUGUGCCGACGAUAAGUAUGCGCUCAUGAGAUAUGGGGCCAGAGAUCAGGUGCUAAUCCGUAGUCUUAAAUACUAUUAUAAAGAGAUCGAUGAUAUGAGUGAUAAGAAUUUUACCAAAAUAUGUGAUAUUUGCCUUGAUAAAGCCCGAGCCCGAAACUUUGGUGCUAUAACUUGUGAGAGCUGUAAGGCUUUCUUUCGUAGAAAUGGACUUAAAACUGAGCAAUUUAUUUGUCCCUCAAAUGGCAAAUGCGAUAUCAAUGUAAUGACGAGACGGAUGUGUCGUAAAUGUAGUCUCAACGGAUUCAACAAUAUCUGUGCCGACGAUAAGUAUGCGCUCAUGAAAUACGGGACCAGAGAUCUGGUGCUCAUCCGAUCGCUUAGACAUUAUAAUAGAGAGACUGAGAGUUUUAUUACACCAAUUGACCAUGAUCAUUCACUACAAAUUGGUUUAGCCCUCUAUGAGAAAUCAGCUUUAACUAAUGUAUUUAAAGCAUAUUUUGAAAAGUUUUUAUCUAUCUGGAAUUACAAUGAUCACAUUAUUAUUGAUUUG
Messenger RNA from Medioppia subpectinata, 1008 nucleotides. Lineage: Eukaryota; Metazoa; Arthropoda; Arachnida; Sarcoptiformes; Oppiidae. The record is from the annotation of a GenBank genome assembly.